Molecule: messenger RNA, 963 nt
Organism: Nilaparvata lugens (brown planthopper)
Lineage: Eukaryota; Metazoa; Arthropoda; Insecta; Hemiptera; Delphacidae
Product: gastrula zinc finger protein XlCGF8.2DB-like
Exons: 2
Coding region: 1-963 (320 amino acids)
Biological process (GO): regulation of transcription by RNA polymerase II
Cellular component (GO): nucleus
Molecular function (GO): DNA-binding transcription factor activity, RNA polymerase II-specific; RNA polymerase II cis-regulatory region sequence-specific DNA binding
Source: RefSeq, a predicted model, not a curated record
AUGAACAACAGAGGGCCCAAAACCGAGCCCUGUGGUACUCCAUGCUUAACGCCUCUCAGCCUCGAGCCAGCACCUUUCAGCUGCGAGUUUUGUGACUUUAAAUGUGCUCAGUCAGGUAAUUUGAAAUCACAUAUCAGAACACAUACAGGAGAAACACCUUUCAGCUGCGAGUAUUGUGACUAUAAAUGUGCUCAAUCAAGUGCUUUGAAAUCACAUAUCAGAACACAUACAGGAGAAACACCUUUCAGCUGCAAGUAUUGUGACUAUAAAUGUGCUCAAUCAAGUGCUUUGAAAUCACAUAUCAGAACACAUACAGGAGAAACACCUUUCAGCUGCGAGUUUUGUGACUUUAAAUGUGCUCAGUCAGGUAAUUUGAAAUCACAUAUCAGAACACAUACAGGAGAAACACCUUUCAGCUGCAAGUAUUGUGACUAUAAAUGUGCUCAAUCAAGUGCUUUGAAAUCACAUAUCAGAACACAUACAGGAGAAACACCUUUCAGCUGCAAGUAUUGUGACUAUAAAUGUGCUCAAUCAAGUGCUUUGAAAUCACAUAUCAGAACACAUACAGGAGAAACACCUUUCAGCUGCGAGUUUUGUGACUUUAAAUGUGCUCAGUCAGGUAAUUUGAAAUCACAUAUCAGAACACAUACAGGAGAAACACCUUUCAGCUGCAAGUAUUGUGACUAUAAAUGUGCUCAAUCAAGUGCUUUGAAAUCACAUAUCAGAACACAUACAGGAGAAACACCUUUCAGCUGCGACUUUUGUGACUAUAAAUGUGCUCAAUCAAGUGCUUUGAAAUCACAUAUCAGAACACAUACAGGAGAAACACCUUUCAGCUGCGAGUUUUGUGACUUUAAAUGUGCUCAGUCAGGUAAUUUGAAAUCACAUAUCAGAACACAUACAGGAGAAACACCUUUCAGCUGCAAGUAUUGUGACUAUAAAUGUGCUCAAUCAAUCAGGUAA